Messenger RNA from Trichoplax adhaerens, 1890 nucleotides. RefSeq lists its product as uncharacterized. NCBI's taxonomy places the organism in Eukaryota, Metazoa, Placozoa, Uniplacotomia, Trichoplacea, Trichoplacidae. The record is from RefSeq and is a predicted model, not a curated record. Bases 1 to 1890 code for a protein of 629 amino acids. The transcript has a single exon. Gene Ontology annotation, biological process: cilium assembly.
AUGCGUUUAAGCUUCACUUUCAGCGUUUUACUAACAAUUAAUUUUUGGUUCAUUCUGUCCUUGGCUCAAACGAAUGGCACAACGGAACCCCCUACUUCAACAGCAGUGACAACCGGGACCUCUUCAACAAGUUUACUGCUUAAUUCUGCUAUCGGAGCGUGCAACUGUGAUUUAACCAGAGAUAAUUGUGAUGUCAAUUGUUGUUGCGAUCCUGACUGCAGCGCUAUUGAUCGAGCAACCUUUACAACUUGCACUGUUGCAACACCAACAAACGAUGGAAGUCGAAGCUGUGUUGCUACUGGCGUAAUUUUCAUAUCUAAUACCCCAACCUACAGAACAAUUAUUGAUAAUGGGCUAUUCUGCGUUUACAUUGAUAAUAAUGCUGCAAGAAAUUAUUACGAAAUCCCAAGACAGGUGCAAGAUAACGUGACAUUUAAUGCUUUAGCAUCUAAAUAUCGUAGAACAUUUACACCACAAGCUGCGUCGGUCGCCACAACAACGUCAUAUUAUAGAGUCGGUGAUAGACUAAAAGUUAUCUAUAACGAUAGCGUCGUUGGCAUACUUAGUCUACCUAAGCCAUUAUUUUCAGAUAUUUGUGAUGAUAACAAUCCCGCGUUAUUUUAUGUAAACGAUGUUAGUGAGUGUAAUCGUCAUAUUAAAGAUUUUAAUCGGGAAUGCUCAUCGUUUAGUUUCCUAUCCGCUGGGUCGUACUUUCAAAAUAUCCGUGUUGCUAAACUUCCAUCAGCUUUAAAUACGAGCGGUGGGGUAGUUUUUAGCAAUCCUGAUGAUUUGAUCAAUAUUAAUGUAUCAACAUCUAUUUUAUGUAUUGAUGUAUCAACCGGAUUUUCAUCACCAUGUCCGUAUACAUUUGCUCCUUCUCCGACGUACCACAGCAGCAAUAACACAUGUUCAAAUGUGCUAAAAGAACUGAGUUAUGAUAUUGUAACUAAUGGUACGCGUGGAAUAGUUAGCCUAUCUGUGACUUUAACUUUAACAAGUUUAAAUGCUGCUAAUAUAAAUUCAACGUAUUUUCGUCAAAAAUUUUCUGUUAGUUAUACAAAUAAUGGUAACGCAAAUACAUUUAGGCGAUCUGGUAAUCCUGGUUAUGUAGUUAACCAACCUCUGCUCGCUGGAAAGCUAGGCACUAAUACAGCUAAUAAUCAAGUUAUACUACUCGGUAGUAGCUCAAAUGGCCUGUUUACAGUAAUAUCACCGACUGCCUCUGGUUCUUGCGUUAGAAAGCAAAUCAAUAGAACUCCAAUUCGAUUUGGAAUUAACAUGAGAAGUGGAUGUGCUCUGAGAGUUGAAUUGAAUAAUUUGACUAGUGACUGUCAACUUAUUCGAGAGCAGAUAAUAAAUACAUUGAUUGGAGCUGAAGCGCCAACAUAUGUAGCAACAUAUGGAAAUUCAGCAGUAGAAAAUAUUAGCGAUUGGGUUGCAAUCUUAAGGCAAAAUGUACCUCAGACUUCGCUAAAUACAUUGACAGGUUCAUCUGGUAUUUGUCCAAACGUAGUGAUGGGGAUACAUAUCCAGAUUCUUUGGGCAUAUACCGGUUCGCUUGCCAAUCCGCAAGCUAAAAUUAUUGGAAUCUCUACUUCGUAUGAUGAUCCUCAAAGUUUAGCUUAUCAAUGUGUUGGCGUAUCAUGCCAAUCUUCUUCAGGAAUCACUCAGCAUUUUGAGAUAACAACAACCGUUUCUUUUAUUGACGUAUCGGAGAAACCAGGAUCUCAACUAAGAUCGCCACCUAGACUAGAGGUGAAAAUGCCAUAUGACUUUUUUUAUCCAUUUCUUAGUUCUUCCGUUAGUUGUAACUGCAAUCGAAUAAUUUUUGCUUUGGUUACCGAGACUGCUAUGAUCUACGAACGAUCAUAUGAUAGCAUAUACUUCUGA